GUUCAAAAGACAAAGGUUUUAACUUUUCUAUAUGCCAGACGUUGUAAAUUACGGACGGAACAUCAGGGAGUCUCUGGGGUUUUUGGGAGACAUCGAAGCACUAUGUCGGAGAGAGGGUGAGACCGUCUCUCUCUCUCUCUCUCUCUCUCACUGUCUGAGCCGAGAAAGAAAACCUUACCUUGUGCGUGUAGUAUUCGAAGAAGCUCACGACCUUGAGUGUUCAGGAAAGUAAGGUUGUUGAUGUGCUCCGAUGGCCUGGUCGGAAAAAGUUGUUGGUAAUGGGAUAGAGAGGGACCCGGUUCGAGAUAAUGGUUUCUUAAACGGAUCACAGCCGUCUCCCAGUAAUAGUGGCUCACCUGUGAGUGUCUCCCCGGUGCAGAAGAGGUUUGAAGGAAAAGAUGCUAUUUCUUAUGCUAACAUUCUUCGUUCGAGGAACAAAUUUGCCGAGGCUCUUGAUCUCUAUGAGAGUGUCUUGGAGAGAGAGAGUGGUAAUGUGGAAGCUCACAUUGGCAAAGGAAUAUGCCUGCAGAUGCAGAAUAUCCCAAAGCUUGCAAUUAACAGUUUUGCCGAGGCAAUCAGAUUGGACCCACAGAAUGCUUGUGCACUAACUUAUUGUGGUAUAGUGUACAAAGACGAGGGCUGCCUAGCCGAGGCUGCUGAGUCAUAUCAGAAGGCUCUUAGAGCAGACCCAUCAUACAAACCAGCUGCGGAAUGCCUGGCCAUUGUCUUAACAGAUCUUGGGACCAGCUUAAAGCUUGCCGGAAGUGUUCAAGAGGGGAUUCAGAAAUACCAUGAAGCACUCAAAAUAGAUCCGCACUAUGCUCCUGCAUAUUAUAAUCUUGGUGUUGUCUAUUCUGAGAUGUUGCAAUUCGAUUUGGCCCUUAAUUGCUACGAGAAGGCUGCAUUAGAGAGGCCUAUGUAUGCUGAAGCAUAUUGCAACAUGGGUGUCAUUUACAAGAAUCGUGGAGAAUUAGAGUCAGCUAUUGCUUGUUAUGAGAGGUGUCUAGCCGUUUCACCAAAUUUUGAGAUUGCAAAGAACAAUAUGGCAAUAGCCCUGACAGAUUUAGGAACAAAGGUUAAAUUGGAGGGAGACAUCAAUCAAGGCGUGGGAUAUUACAAGAAGGCUUUGUAUUAUAAUUGGCACUAUGCUGAUGCUAUGUAUAAUCUAGGGGUUGCUUAUGGUGAAAUGCUUAAAUUUGAUAUGGCUAUUGUAUUCUAUGAACUUGCUUUCCACUUCAAUCCCCAAUGUGCGGAGGCAUGUAACAAUCUUGGAGUAAUAUACAAAGAUAGAGACAACCUCGAUAAAGCUGUAGAGUGUUAUCAGUUGGCUUUGUCGAUCAAACCAAACUUCUCACAAUCUUUGAACAAUCUUGGUGUUGUUUACACCGUCCAGGGUAAAAUGGAUAUUGCUGCAAGCUUGAUCGAGAAAGCCAUCAUUGCAAAUCCCACAUAUGCAGAGGCAUAUAAUAAUUUAGGGGUUCUUUAUAGAGAUGCUGGCAAUAUAUCUCUUGCUAUUGAUGCGUAUGAGCAAUGCCUCAAGAUAGAUCCUGACUCUCGAAAUGCAGGCCAGAAUCGAUUGCUUGCAAUGAAUUACAUAAAUGAAGGACAUGAUGAUAAACUUUUUGAGGCUCACAGGGACUGGGGUAAGCGCUUUAUGCGGUUAUAUCCACAGUACACAUUGUGGGAGAAUGCGAAGGAUCUGGAAAGGCCGCUUGUGGUUGGAUAUGUAUCUCCUGAUUUUUUUACUCAUUCUGUAUCCUAUUUUAUAGAAGCCCCCCUUGUCCAUCAUGACUAUGCAAAUUACAAGGUGGUUGUUUAUUCAGCAGUUGUGAAGGCAGACGCAAAAACCAUCAGGUUUAAGGAGAAAGUCAUAAAAAAGGGUGGGAUAUGGAGAGAUAUAUAUGGGAUUGACGAAAAGAAGGUGGCAAUCAUGGUUAGAGAAGAUAAAAUUGACAUUUUGGUAGAACUUACUGGUCAUACUGCUAACAAUAAGUUGGGAAUGAUGGCUUGUCGACCUGCACCUGUCCAGGUGACUUGGAUUGGCUACCCAAAUACAACUGGUUUGCCUGCAAUUGAUUAUCGAAUCACUGAUUCAUUGGCAGACUCUCCUCAUACAAAGCAAGAGCAUGUGGAGGAGUUGGUUCGAUUACCAGAAUGCUUUCUUUGUUAUACUCCUUCUCCUGAGGCUGGGCCGGUCUCCCCAGCUCCUGCUCUUUCCAAUGGCUUUAUUACUUUUGGUAGCUUUAAUAAUCUAGCGAAGAUUACACCCAAGGUGUUGCAAGUUUGGGCAAGGAUUCUCUGUGCAGUUCCAAAUUCUCGCCUUGUGGUAAAAUGUAAGCCUUUUUGUUGUGAUAGUGUAAGGGAAAGAUUUCUUUCAACACUGGAGCAACUGGGAUUGGAACCUCUACGUGUUGAUCUUCUGCCACUGAUUCUUCUUAACCACGAUCAUAUGCAAGCAUAUUCUCUUAUGGACAUUAGUUUGGAUACUUUUCCGUAUGCUGGAACCACCACGACAUGUGAAUCUUUGUACAUGGGUGUCCCUUGUGUCACUAUGGCUGGUUCAGUGCAUGCUCACAAUGUUGGCGUGAGUCUUCUCAGCAAAGUUGGCUUGGGACAUCUAGUUGCCAAAAGUGAAGAUGAAUAUGUCCAAUUGGCACUGCAGUUGGCCUCUGACACAACAGCACUCUCAAAUUUGAGGAUGUCUCUUCGUGACCUCAUGUCCAAGUCCCCCGUCUGUGAUGGAAUAAACUUUACCCUUGGUCUCGAGUCAGCAUACCGAAACAUGUGGCACAGGUACUGCAAAGGCGACAUGCCAUCUUCAAGGCGCAUGGAAAUGCUAGAACAGAAGUUGGUGGUUUCUGAAGAAUCGGCUAUUAAAAUUUCAGAACCUACAAGGAAUAUUAAGUCAAGAGAAAGCCCUCCUGGAGAUAUCAAGAUCAAUGGAUAUAGUCCACUACCACCAACUAUGCCAAACUCGUCCACUUGAUAAGGAAAUGGUGAUCGGUUGAGUCAAAAUAUAAAAUCAGGCAACCUGGGGUGAACUUCAAUUUAUCUGACGGUUGCAUGUCCGUGGCAUUUUUGGUUUGAAGCUGCAUUACUUUGUUGGGGUUAAACUCGUGUGUAUAUUUGUAGUUGGCUGCUGCUGCUGCUGAAACUGAGGCUGGUGAUUACUGUUGCGGCAAAACCUAGGGCAAUCUUGCAUAGGAUGACAUUUUUUGGGGAAAGAAUGCUGGCAAUAGCUCGUCAUUUUUUUUUUCUUUUUCUGUGCAAGAAAUAGAUAUAGAGGAAAGGAAAGAGGUGGUGAUUCUAUUAGCUGCCGCUUUUUAUAUAUAGCUGUAUUGCAUUUUUUUUUAACCUGAACGAUAGGAAUUAGUUGUGGUGGCUUGUAUAUUAUAACGAAAGUUUUUGUUUUUUUCGCUUCAUGGCUUGUUUAUCUGAUUACGAAUUGGCAUGAAUAAUCAGAUGACUGAAGGGCGAGCAGUCAUUGGAGGAACGUUUCGAUGUCAAACUCUGAGUUCUACUUUUAUGAACAUGAUUAAAUAGAGAGCUGCUUGUUCUGAGA
Juglans regia (Persian walnut) is the source of this 3562-nucleotide messenger RNA. RefSeq names its product probable UDP-N-acetylglucosamine--peptide N-acetylglucosaminyltransferase SPINDLY. Gene Ontology annotation, molecular function: protein binding. The record is from RefSeq and is a predicted model, not a curated record. The coding region runs from base 251 to 2986 and encodes 911 amino acids. The transcript is spliced from 18 exons. Lineage: Eukaryota; Viridiplantae; Streptophyta; Magnoliopsida; Fagales; Juglandaceae.